AUGCCACAGCUUACCUGCUUCUGCAGCGGGCAGGCGGGGCCUGAGCAGGGCGUGAAAGCCUCGAGAGCACCGCAUACAGCUUGUCCCCGUUUCGCUGUCACUAUCACUCGUGCAUCCGACGGUAUCCAUCGGCCUCAGCCAGCGCACAACACGAUUUCGAAGUUCGAACAACUCGUGCCGCAAAUGUGGAACCACUCCCCGGACAGGUACCCAGCCCGCAGCACGUUCACAAAGGCCCCUUCCUCGACGCGGGCGCAGGAUAGUGCACCUGUCCCGACAACCGGUGGGCCCCAUCACAAGGAUCAUCGUGCGCGUGUGGAGGAGGCCGUCGAUGUCGAACGAUCUCCGUACACACUCAACCCCAGUACAUGCGAUGGAAUGCGCUGGGCUCCCGACGCACGGAGCAACUCUUCUCCUGCGGUCACCGCUGCCGAACUACCCAUCGCUCGUGCACGGGACGCGCGGCGCACGGUGACCAAUCUCGCUGGAAAGAUCCAUCCGGCGGCGUCUUCAACUAUGGGCAAACUCGCAUGCCGCGCAUCCCCCAACUGCACGUCGCUCUCGCUCGCGCCCAGCGCCCUCCCCUACUUCUCCACGCCGCAACCGCAAACCUCGACUUUCGAGCUUGCGCACCGGACGAAGCUGUCCGGUGGAUCGGGCAUCGCGCUGCGCCUGCCCCGCCGGGUCCGAAGACGCGUCGGCGACCUGCCGUUCGAGUGGCUCCGGGAGAUCGCGCGGCGCAGCGGGCGCACGAAGGAGAGCAGCAGCGAGAGCGAGAGCGAUGCAGACGAGGAGCCUCAGAAGAUUAGCGUCAAGACUGCCGUGCCCGUCGCGCCGACGCCGAAGCGGCAGCAUACGUCGCGCCGUCUGCCGUCUUCUAAGGCCUCCUCUGGUGAGCGCGCGCGCAGUCCGUCGCGUGCGCCUUCGAGGUCGCCCACGGUGCCGGAGUUCACGGUGCCUGUGACGGUUGGAGCGGAGGAGGUGCGCGUGCGCGUCGCUGGCUUCACCGAAGCGAUGGACGUGGACGGCGAGCGGAAGCAGGACGGGCCGGCUGGGAAGGAGAAGACUGCUGCGCAAGGAGGUCCCUCGUGGCCGUCGAGCUCGACGAGCACGAGUGGGGACGCGCCGCCGGUAGCCGGUAAGGACUGGGAAUCCAGCAGCUCGGAUUCCUCGCCGAUCCCCUCGAGACCCGCGACGCGCUCAACGGACCUGUCAGGAGAAUCGACGGCGCGGUCGACGUCGUACCUGUCGGCGCAGUCGACGAGCCCGCCGUCGAGCCACACGGGAAGCUCCGGCAGCUUGUCGGCGGCCGUGGCGAAGCAGGCGGCACAUAUGACGUUGUCGAAGAAGGAGAAGACGAGCGUUUCGCCGAGCCCGAGCUCUGGGGAAGUCGAAGUCGAUGGGAAGCUGCGGUCCCCGGAUCAUGCGCGUCAUUCCCAUUCCCAGCGCCAGUCCGACGCGGAGGCGCACGUCAGUCGUCUUGACACUUGGAGGUCGGCGGUGCGCCCUGCGGACUCGCCUCCCCACGCCGAAUCUCGCUCGUCGAAGAGCUCGGACACGACUGCGCCUGCGGGAGGGCUGGCGGACGAGGAGGGCACUGUCCAUGGCGAGGGCUCGCAGUACCAGCGCGGGCGCGUCUUUGACUAUACCCAGCCGCGUCGCCUGCACACCGACAUGUCGCCGCCGCUGCUCUCUACGUACGACGAGCCUAUCCGCCGGGUGAUCGAGGACAUGAGGGAGCAGCGGAUGAGCCUGUGCCAGAGCUUGCGGCAAUACGUGUUCGUGUAUCGCGCUGUGAUUGAAGGGACGCUGAUGAUCGUGGACGAGGAGAGGAAGGCGGAGGAGUUGGGUCACCGUCAAGACGUCUUUAUGGACGGGCCUAUGCACUCACCGGAGACCGUGUCUUCCGUGGGCUCGGGUGCGUCGCUGCGAGAGCGGGGCGUGUCGCGGAAACGCAGCAUCUCUGACUACAUGCGGGAGGACGCCGCGAUCGAUGGGCAUCUGUCGAUGUCGCCGGGCGGGACGAAGCGGGGCGCGAGCCCGACGGAGCUGCCCAAGGAGGGCGUGCAGGGCGAGGCGAUGUUGACGAAACGACCGAGCAUCAAGCGUACGUCGCGGAUGGACACCGUAUGA
Messenger RNA from Fomitopsis serialis, 2133 nucleotides. RefSeq lists its product as uncharacterized. The coding region runs from base 1 to 2133 and encodes 710 amino acids. The record is from RefSeq and is a predicted model, not a curated record. The transcript has 8 exons. Lineage: Eukaryota; Fungi; Basidiomycota; Agaricomycetes; Polyporales; Fomitopsidaceae.